Molecule: messenger RNA, 1201 nt
Organism: Olea europaea var. sylvestris
Lineage: Eukaryota; Viridiplantae; Streptophyta; Magnoliopsida; Lamiales; Oleaceae
Product: soluble inorganic pyrophosphatase PPA1-like
Exons: 8
Coding region: 266-913 (215 amino acids)
Biological process (GO): phosphate-containing compound metabolic process
Cellular component (GO): cytoplasm
Molecular function (GO): inorganic diphosphate phosphatase activity; magnesium ion binding
Source: RefSeq, a predicted model, not a curated record
UAUCGAAACAUCCCUCCCUAUGUUAGAAAUCCAUGCUUAUAAUUAUAUGAAAUCAUUUCUGAUCUGAUCUGCAUCAACGAUUCUUUGUUUACACAAUUGUAAAUACAAGUAAUUUCAAUUCAAGAAAAGGGUGGGAUUACAAAUUGAUCUUUCCAACUUCACAGACCUUAAUCAAAACACAAGCGCAAUUAUCGUCCAGAAACAUAUCUUUAACAAAGAACUCGUCGAAUCCUUAAAGCCUGACAUUUCCUUUUUAUUCAGUAAAAUGGCCAGCGAGACAAAUGGGAAUGGAGCUGAAGCCUUACCCCGUAGACAAGCUCCGCGCUUAAAUGAGAGGAUCCUCUCAUCUUUGUCAAGGAGAUCAGUGGCUGCUCAUCCUUGGCAUGACCUUGAGAUUGGACCUGAUGCACCUGAAAUCAUAAAUGUUGUGAUCGAGAUACCAAAAGGGAGUAAAGUGAAAUAUGAACUUGACAAGAAAACUGGUCUGAUCAAGGUUGAUCGUGUAUUGUAUUCUUCAGUGGUGUAUCCCCACAAUUAUGGUUUCAUUCCCCGAACACUAUGCGAAGACAAUGACCCAAUGGAUGUAUUAGUUCUUAUGCAGGAGCCUGUUGUACCUGGCUGUUUUCUUCGCGCCAGGGCCAUAGGAUUAAUGCCUAUGAUUGAUCAGGGAGAGAAAGAUGACAAGAUCAUUGCAGUAUGUGCAGACGAUCCUGAGGUUCGCCACUAUACUGAUAUCAGCCAGCUUCCACCUCACCGUCUUCAAGAAAUCCGCCGUUUCUUUGAAGAUUACAAGAAGAAUGAGAACAAGGAGGUAGCAGUGAAUGAGUUUCUACCUUCAUCUACUGCUACAGAAGCUAUCCAAUACUCCAUGAAUCUUUAUGCUGAGUACAUCUUGCAUACCUUGAGGAAGUAGAUGAAAUGCACGAUGUAAUUCAAUGUUGGGGAUAUACCUAGCUAAAGGAAGAUUUGAAGUUUCUAGACGCAUUUGGUUUCUUUUCCAGACAGAGUAUUAACAGAGACUGUAGGGGGAAAAAAUUAAUUUUCUAUUCUUGUUUUGCGAAAUUUAUCUUAUUCUGGUUGACAUUUGUUUUUGUUUUUUUUUUUUUCACGUUGAUUCUAUUCUAUUCUUUUCGUGAGUUUGGAUUUUAUUGUAAUUUUUGAGUUACAACUAAUGGGGUAUUGUCAAUUUCAAUUCUUCUCA